UGUUCCCAACAUGUGCGGUGAUGACAGCCGUGUGUGCUUUGUCCUCUGCAGGCUUCCGUAGGAUUCCUUUGCUGUCAGUGUUCCGCGGUGACAGACCAAACAUCGCCGAGCCACACAACCCAAGCCCCCCUGCACUCAACUAUGGAGGAGAUCAGCAACAUUGAAGUGGUUCCUUGCACAGACUCCGACUACCUAAAGCCCUUCAGGCUGCACUACAACCAGAAUGGCACAAAAAAGUCCUGGGACUUCAUGCGAACUCAUGACAGUGUAUCCGUGCUGAUCUUCAACACCACCUCCCACUGUUUUGUUCUUGUCAAGCAGUUCCGUCCAGCUGUAUUCAUGUGUGAGUGGGAAAAGACCAAGACGCAGCCAUAUCAAUCUGCUGAAAAGACAGAGGAGGGGGUCGCCGAAGCUGCAGCGUCUAGCUCCGAGAGCCAGGAGGCCCAAGCGCCUACAGCGGGGGAAAGCCCAUCUGCGUGGCCGCCGGCCGCCGCUGGGGUCACCUACGAGCUGUGCGCCGGGCUGGUGGACAAACCCAAUCUCUCCUUGGAGGAAAUCGCCAGACAGGAAGUGCUGGAGGAGUGUGGCUACGAUGUGCCUGCUUCAAAACUCAAGAGGAUUACUUCUUAUCGGUCGGGCGUGGGCGUCACAGGCGCCAAUCAGACCAUGUUCUACGCCGAGGUGUCCGACGACAACUGCGUGAGCGCAGGCGGAGGUGAGCCGCGGGAGGGCGAGCUCAUUGAGGUAGUCAAAGUCCCGUUGCACGAAGCCAUGACGUUCGCCUACAACGAGCGCAUCCCCAAAACCAUGGGCGUCAUAUUUAGCUUCAUUUGGUUCCAUAACAACAUGUCCCCGAAGUACAAGAUCUCCACCAACGUGUAACCACUAGUAACUUUUAUGUCAAAUCACUGGCCCAGCACACCUACUCGCCUCCUCAUAGCCCCUCACUUUUUUUUUUUUUUUUCGCAUUUUUCGUCAAUGGCACGUGAUGGCAGGUGGACGUCUGCCAGCUUCUAUUUUGUCGAACGUUUUUUGUGUAUUUUUCCUAAACGCAGACUGCCUCAGCAGGCUGUCACUGGCACUUUUCUCUCCCAGUUUUGUGUCAUUUUUCCUGAAAAUGUAUGUUGCCAGGCAUGGAAAAUGGUAUCACAUAUCCCUGGUUUUAAGUAAACGAAUGCUCCACUGCUUAAACUUUUGCGUUGACACAAGCUUCAGCUGCAGACAUCUAUUUUUUGAACUACUGUGUUGACCCCUAUUUUUCAAUGCCCAGUUUUGGAAAAUAUAUAUUUUUUGAAAUGUG
This is a messenger RNA of Nerophis lumbriciformis (worm pipefish), 1300 nucleotides long. It is a transcript of the gene nudt14, whose product is annotated as nudix (nucleoside diphosphate linked moiety X)-type motif 14. NCBI's taxonomy places the organism in Eukaryota, Metazoa, Chordata, Actinopteri, Syngnathiformes, Syngnathidae. Gene Ontology annotation, molecular function: UDP-sugar diphosphatase activity; metal ion binding. Gene Ontology annotation, biological process: nucleoside phosphate metabolic process; ribose phosphate metabolic process. The record is from RefSeq and is a predicted model, not a curated record.